Rotaria socialis is the source of this 2253-nucleotide messenger RNA. The record is from the annotation of a GenBank genome assembly. Lineage: Eukaryota; Metazoa; Rotifera; Eurotatoria; Philodinida; Philodinidae.
AUGAGCUACGGUAAUUUCGUUGCCAAUACAACAGUUCCUGAUGCAUCAUUUCAACAAGCGACAAGUACUAUUGAGUCUAGUAGCUCAACAACAACUACUCCAAUGAAUUCCGUACCAAACGCAGCUUAUAUCAAAGCAAUAGCGUCUGUACCAUCACUGUCAAGUACUUCGCUUUGGAAUGAUUCGAACUGUUUUUGUGUGUUUGGUCGUACACCUAAUCUAUUAGAGUGUUCACCGACGUUACGAGAUCAUCCGUCAGCUGCACUUUCUGAUACAAAUACUGAUUCAAUAAAUAUAACAUUAAAUAGUUGUUUAUUUAAUGCAAAUCAUUUUACUCUUCCAACAAUCAAAGAGAAACCUAUCAAUCGAUUACAUUUAAUCGAUGUUAAUCGUGGAGGUUAUCUUGUAUUUGAUGCUACAUCAUUUUCAACUUAUAAAAUAGAGCAUUUAUCUAUAGAAUAUAAUUAUGAUAAUUCAUCUACAAAAUUAUUAAUCUCAAAAGAAGCAUUUUCAUCAAUAUCCAUAAGGUCAAAAUUACGUAGACUUUCUUUGAAGAACUGUUAUCUAAUCGAAUUAAACAACCCAAUGAGAGAACUACUUUCACUCAAUUCAAUUGAAUUAACUAGUAUUCAUGGAUUUUCUUGGUAUGAUUUUCGACAAGAAAUAAAAUAUUUACCAAGUUUAGCGUAUAUUAAGAUUGACGAAAUUGAUUCCACACCGAUAAACACUAUUUUUAAUGUGUUAUCUUGUCAAGAUAUAUUACCUCGAUGGAUAUUAACUUUUCGUCUAAUACAAACAUGUAGUUGUGAAUUUAUGGAAUUUUUAAAAGCAACUCCACACAAUGAUAGUGAAUUUCGCUGUGGCAAUGAAAUUAAAGAUAUUGUCAUUCGUGACGAUGUAUGUCGAUUUAAUGGAAGCGUAUAUGAAAUUAAAAAUCGAAAAGAGCAAUUUUGUAAACAAUGUGUAUCUUCUAAAUGUUCUGAUCGAACAUUCUGUACAGAAGCAAAUGAUUUUGAAUCAGAUUGUGUUUCAUCGUCCAGAUUUGCUGAUGCCAGUCUUCUUAAUCGAGUACCGAUGACAUCCUAUACAAAACCAUUCAUUUUUCAAGAAACCCAGCAAUACCUUACUACUAAUACUAAUAAAAGUCUUGAGCCAGGAGCAUUUUAUUCAGUUGCAACGAUCUUAGUUGAUGCCAAUCAAAAUGCUACAGAAAAUUCACCUACUGUUACGCGUAUGUUUCAUGAAACGUUUACUAAAAUGCUUAAUAAACCGUGGACAGAAGACAUUUUUUCGUCAACAAUAUACGACACACAAGCAGCAGCAUUGUUACCAUCAGCAACAGUAUCGUCAACAACAGAAUCACCACCAACAAACAUCUGGCAGGGAUUAAUCACUUCUCUGGAUAAAUCGGUGAAAAAUAUUCCGGAUAAUACAUCAAAAUUUGAAUAUUAUAGUAAACCUAUAUCAACAAUGAGUCUACGUUUCCCAACAGAACAACAACCAAAAGAAACAUUUGGUUGGAAAAUAACAAACGAUAAUAGAAUAAUAUCAAAUAUCACAGAUGAGCAAUCGAUUGAUAAAACCGUUACAUCACGUGUGUUUCUUAACUUUCAUCAUAAUCAAACAUUUAAAUUCACUUGUAAUAUAUCGGAUCCAUUAAACAAUUGUGCAAAUCGUUAUUCAAUAAUGGCAAUUAAAGCACAAAAAUUAUUUUAUAAAACAGAUCGAAUUCCACAAUACGAUGUUAUUUCAGUAGUUGCACCGACACAAAAUCAGUCUGUUACAUUUUGUUUCGAUCAAAAAGUAUCAUCAAAUGAUGCAUCAGAUCGUUCAAGCAAUCAAAUCAAUGCGAUCAAAGUAGAUCCAUUCUAUGAUAAACUUGGUUCUAUCAUUAUAGGUACGUGUAUGUAUUUAAAUACAACGGCGAUGAUUUGGGAAACCGACGGCUGUUUAACAGAUCGGAAAUUAUCAAACAGUACUUCCGUAACAUGUACAUGUGAACAUCUAACAAUGUUUACAGUGUUUUUUUCAUUAACAUGUGCAACUCCGUCAAUAUCAUUGGAAAUCUUAACUUGGAUCGGUUGUAUUCUUUCAAUUGUUGGUCUUUCUAUAACAUUAGUCAUGUUCAUUAUUAUGAGUCUAUGCCGACAAACAAAAUAUUCUAUUCAUGGAGCAUCAUCAUCAACUUCAAGUUUAAGUCAAGAACUUCGACGAAGACCUAUGGUAGAGAAAUGCUGUUUUGUAUUUUUUUGA